Molecule: messenger RNA, 589 nt
Organism: Zophobas morio
Lineage: Eukaryota; Metazoa; Arthropoda; Insecta; Coleoptera; Tenebrionidae
Product: solute carrier family 35 member E1-like
Exons: 7
Coding region: 1-540 (179 amino acids)
Cellular component (GO): Golgi apparatus
Molecular function (GO): antiporter activity
Source: RefSeq, a predicted model, not a curated record
AUGUUCUUCUUAAACUUUUCCCAUCAUAAUAAGAAUAACCUCUCUGUAUCUUACGCCCACACCGUUAAGGCGUUGCAGCCAGUUUGCACGGUUUUACUAGUUUAUAUUAUAUUAAAGGAGAAACCCGCACUACCUUUGUUAUUUUCGCUCUGCCCUAUUGUAGCUGGAGUCGUACUCGCCUCGCUAACGGAAGUUGAAUAUAACUUUUUAGAUUUUGGGAAUAUUUUAACUUUUGAUAAAGCCGUUUUGUUAAAAAAUCCCUACUGGAAACUUUUGAGCUGCGGCUUUUGUAAUUUUGGACAAAGUUUGGCCUCUUUUUCCGUUUUGUUUCUUGUUUCUCCUGUUUCUUACUCGGUGGCCAAUACGACUAAAAGGAUCGUCAUCAUCAUCACUUCCAUUUUCCAUUUUCAAAAUGCAGUAAAGCCCGCAAACGCUUUUGGGAUGUUCCUAGCUGUGUUUGGUGUGGCGCUUUACAACAGAAUCAAAUUAAAUUUAAAUAAAAAGAUUGUGAGAAUCGUCUUACCAGAACAGAAUGUUUAGCACAGCGACUGUAUAAAUUAGAAAUUUUUUAUUUGUCAUGUACUAAAAA